UUCUCUUUCUCACUUCACUUUCAAAAAAACCCCUCUCUCUCUCUCUCUCUCUCUCUCUCAUCAUCUUUAUAACUGGCGUUUUCUCUUCAAUCGAUGAAUUUGAGCUUUUCGCUGUUGUAAUUGGGUUUAGUGAUUGUUGCAUUGCCUUCUUUCACCAAAUCAUGCUGGUUUAUUUCUGAGCGAAACCCAAAGCGAUCACUGUUUUUUACCAGUGUUGUUCAUUUAAGGAGAACAAUGGUUAUGGUGUCUGAGAAUCAAUCUGGAAAUCUGAAUGGUGUCCCUCUUCAGUCUUUGCAGUUCCCAACUAUGAUGGCUACUGAAAAUAUUGUAAAGAAAAAAUUGAAGAUCAAAAUUGUCUCUAGGCGAAUUGAAGCUGAACCCGGGAGAGAAUCUUGUGAACUUGGCCAGCGGGUGUUCCAGAAUGAUGAAUGUGGUCACGGUAUUCGUGUGAGUGAAAAUAAGAAUUCUGAGAUGAAUAAAUCACACAAGUUAGUGAUUACUUCUUCCAGUCACACAAAUGACUCAAAGUCGAAACCCUCUGUAUUGGGCUUUCAUAAACGUGGGCUCCCAGAGGUGGGGGAUGGUCAAAAGGAGAAGAGACGAAAGAUCGAUCGUAGUGUGACGCAUCAGUGUUUUGGAAUUUUGAAACAAUUGAUGACUCAUCGAUAUGGGUGGGUUUUCAAUCAUCCAGUUGAUCCUGUGAAGCUGAACAUUCCUGAUUAUUUCUCUGUUAUCUCUGAUCCCAUGGAUUUGGGAACUAUAAAAACCAAAUUGGAGAACAACUCAUACUCCAGUGUUGAAGAGUUUGCAGCUGAUGUCAGGCUGACCUUUUCCAAUGCCAUGGUGUAUAAUCCUCCUUCUAACAAUGUUCAUGGCAUGGCUAAGGAACUAAAUAAAAUCUUUAAUACAAGAUGGAAAUGUUUUGAGGCAAAAUGGACUCGUGAGCACACAGAUGUGGAGCAGAGGCAUUCAUCAAGUGAAAGAGCAAAGAAUACCAAUAGUCCAGAGCAGACUGACCAUAGAACGUCUUCCGUGCAUGUUAGCUUGUUGCCCAAAAGGUUAAUGCCAGCUGAGGUGAAGCAAAAGUUGAAAAAACAGCUGUUGGAAGUAUCAAGGGAAAAGAUGUCACCACACUUGCAAGGUUUCCUUAAAAAGAUUGGUUUCAAGCAAAGAGAUGGAAGGAUUGACAUGGAUAUAGAUGCCUUUGAUGAUGAAACCUUAUGGGAGCUGAAAAGAAAUAUUGGAUUGCAUUUGGGUGCAACAGCCGUAAAAGCUGAAUCUGCAAUGAAGACAGAAACUACUGGGCAACAAUCAUUAGGGAAGAUCAUCCACAAAGGCACUGAUAGUGGUAAUAGAUGUGGCUCUGCUAACCUCAAUCCGCCAUUGAACUUGGUCACCCCCAAAUGUGGUGGUUCAUGUGGCGGUAUAAGAUGCCAAUGCAGCCUUCAGCGUGAUUUUUCCCACACAUCCUCAAGUGAUUUGUCUUCAGAAAGAUCACUGGGACAAGAUCAUUUCAAUGCUUCCAGAAAGGUCUGUGAGGCAAAAAGCUUGUCGGCAUCCCAGAUGAGCAAAUCAGAUCCCGACUCUGAUGGUGCUUUAAGCGCUUUGGACGAAGAACAAUUUUGUUCAAGUCCACAACUCUCAACUGUAGCUACCACUGCCACUUCUGAGGAAGGUUUGAGUCCACUUAUUGACAUACAACUAUCCCCGAAGAAGGCUCUUCGAGCUGCAAUGCUAAAGAGCCGCUUUGCAGACACUAUCUUGAAAGCAAAACGGAAGACACUUCUAGAUCAUGUUGAUAAAGCUGAUGUUGUGAAAAUGCAGCAGGAAAAGGAGAGACUUGAAAUUCAGCAGCGAAAAGAGAGGGCCAGAAUAGAAGCUCAAAUCCAAGCAGCUGAAGCUGCCUCGCGAAUUAGGGCAGAAGCUGAAAUGAAAACACAGCGGGAGAGAGAAAGGGAAGCUGCCCGACUUGCACUGCAGAAGAUGGAGAAAACUGUUGAGAUUGACAACAAUUUGGAGAGCUUGAAAGAUCUGGAGAUGCUUAGUAGGUGCUCGCUAUCUGACAAUCUCCACGGUUUUCGCAUUGGUAACCUAUUGGAAGAGUUAGGUUUGGUUAUGAAAGAUGAUUUUAUGGGAGAUGAGGAGGAUGAGGUGGCGAUCUUGAAUGGAGACGGAGAGGAGGGGGAGAUCUUUUCAUGAAUCGGGUAACCUGUCUUGUUCUUUGUUUCUGCAGAUCUCUGCUCGUGUAUAAAUUUGUGGGGAGAAGUUGCUGGGUGUAAAAUGAUUAUAUUAUUAUUUUUAAAUUUUUAAAUUUUUUUUGUAGGGUAGAUGUAAUUGUACAAUUAUGUAUUGGGUCAUCAUUAGAAUAUAUAUUAAGAGAGGGAGCUUACAACUUUUCUUACAUCUCUGUUUAUUAUUAGUAAUUUUUUUGAGGGGAUGUAAUUGUGCAAUUUUGUAUUUGGUUAAUAUUGGAAUAUAUUAAUACAAGGUGGAGGGAGCUUCCUAUUUUAGUUG
Molecule: messenger RNA, 2514 nt
Organism: Camellia sinensis
Lineage: Eukaryota; Viridiplantae; Streptophyta; Magnoliopsida; Ericales; Theaceae
Product: transcription factor GTE12
Molecular function (GO): protein binding
Source: RefSeq, a predicted model, not a curated record